CUUUUAAUUAAAAACGGGGAUAUUGAUAGGCAGCUAAUGUCUGGGCUUAAGGUCCCGAGCCUCCCGUGUCAUUGGUGAGUGACCGAAUAUGUCCCACUGCAGGUUAUUUGCCAGGCUGCUUUUGCAGCAAAGUGGCGUCAGGCACUGUUAUACAGGAACAAGACAGAACCUCUACAUCACCAAGAACACUAAGGUCAUCUGUCAAGGUUUCACAGGAAAGCAGGGGACAUUUCACAGCCAACAGUCUCUCGACUAUGGAUCGCAGUUAGUUGGAGGCGUGUCUCCUGGCAAGGGGGGCAAGACUCAUCUUGACCUGCCUGUCUUCAAUUCAGUCAAGGAGGCGAAGGAAGGCACAGGAGCUGAUGCCACCGUGAUAUAUGUGCCGCCUCCAUUUGCUGCAGCUGCCAUCAUUGAGGCCAUUGAUGCUGAGAUUCCCCUGGUGGUGUGCAUCACUGAGGGCAUCCCCCAGCAGGACAUGGUCAAAGUGAAACACAGACUCCUGCGCCAGAGCACCACUCGUCUCAUUGGCCCGAACUGCCCAGGAGUCAUUAAUCCUGGGGAGUGCAAGAUAGGGAUCAUGCCUGGCCACAUUCACAAAAAAGGAAGGAUUGGUAUUGUGUCUAGGUCAGGAACUCUGACAUACGAGGCCGUGCACCAAACUACACAAGUUGGUCUUGGCCAGUCCCUCUGCAUUGGUAUUGGCGGGGAUCCGUUCAACGGUACGAACUUCAUCGAUUGCUUGGAGGUGUUCCUGCGGGAUCCCAAGACGGAGGGCAUAAUCCUGAUUGGGGAGAUCGGGGGCAAUGCAGAGGAGAAUGCAGCAGAGUAUCUUAAACAACACAACUCGGGUGCGAACGCCAAGCCCGUGGUGUCCUUCAUCGCUGGGCUUACUGCUCCUCCCGGGCGAAGGAUGGGCCAUGCCGGUGCGAUCAUUGCUGGUGGAAAAGGAGGCGCCAAAGAGAAAAUUGCUGCCCUGCAGUCAGCUGGAGUUGUGGUCAGCAUGUCCCCCGCCCAGCUGGGCAGCACAAUGUUCAAGGAGUUUGAGAAGAGGAAGAUGCUGUGAGCACUUUGGGAAGAUCUGUGACCUCCAAGACGAGCAACCGGAUUCUGGAUGUGCAUAUGCCCCCAUUCUCUUACCCUGAUUUAUCUCAGCUACCAUGAGCACACGUUCAGUGUUUAUAUUGUAAUUCUGCCAGGAUCUUGCACAAAAAGAAAGAAAGAGAACGAAAGAGUCUUGCUGUUAUUUUAAAGAGGCCAUUACAUACCAUGUCAAAGCUUGGCAGGUUUUCUUUCCCUUCCUCCACAUGAUGUUAAAGCUGAGCGAAGCCUGCCGUUGUCACUUUUGGUUGACUGCGCCUGUUGUAAGAAGUGUAUCCCAUCAUUUGUAAACAGCUGCCCACCUGAAUAAGAAAUCUGUCUCACCAUCA
Hippocampus comes (tiger tail seahorse) is the source of this 1427-nucleotide messenger RNA. RefSeq names its product succinate-CoA ligase GDP/ADP-forming subunit alph (gene suclg1). Gene Ontology annotation, biological process: tricarboxylic acid cycle. The record is from RefSeq and is a predicted model, not a curated record. Gene Ontology annotation, molecular function: succinate-CoA ligase (ADP-forming) activity; succinate-CoA ligase (GDP-forming) activity. The transcript is spliced from 9 exons. NCBI's taxonomy places the organism in Eukaryota, Metazoa, Chordata, Actinopteri, Syngnathiformes, Syngnathidae. Bases 89 to 1063 code for a protein of 324 amino acids. Gene Ontology annotation, cellular component: succinate-CoA ligase complex (ADP-forming); mitochondrion.